CAGAACAGAAACACUUGUAAAGACAAUGAGUUCCAAAAUCAACAACCAACCACAGGUUAUAUUUUUCAUCAUGUCAUGUUUAUUUUCUCACACAAUUUCGGACCCAAGAAUCUCAGAAGCUGGACUCUACUGUGGUAAAGACAAAGCACCACAAAAAUCAAACUUCAUCCCAAGUUUCAUAAAAGAAAUGGAGAAUCUCUCACAGCUUGUGACUGAUCAUAAUUGGGGAACUCAAUCCGUAAAUAUCGCAGAAUUUGUUCCGAUAUAUGGCUUUGCACAAUGUUUUCAAGAUCUCUCUCAUACUGAUUGUCUUCUUUGCUACGCUGCAAGUCGGACUAUGCUCCCUCGUUGCCUCCCUUCGCUAUCAGCUCGUAUUUAUCUUGAUGGUUGCUUCCUUCGUUACGAUAAUUAUAGUUUCUACUCAGAGGAAACUGACCCUUUGAGGGAUAAAGUAAUUUGCACCUCUUCUGAGAGGUUGGAGGUGCAGAUGGAAAGGAGUGUUGAAAGAGUGGUUGAUGUUGUGGCCAAGGAUGCUGGUGAUGGUGGUGGAUUUGCUGUUGGAGAGGUUGAGGGUGUUUAUGCCUUAGCACAAUGCUGGAAAACUCUUGGGAUUGAUGGGUGUAGAGAUUGUUUGAGCAAUGCUGUUAAGAAGGUUAGAGGGUGUUUGCCAAAUAGUGAAGGUAGGGUUUUGAAUGCUGGAUGUUAUUUGAGAUACUCAACACACAAAUUUUUCAAAGAUGGAGGUGGAACAAAUGGUGGAAAUGGAUCUUUAAGAAAUGGAGCUGUAAUAGCAGCAGUGUUAGCAAUAGCUGCAAUUAUCAUGCUUGCUCUCUCUGCCUCUUUUGCAGUCUACAAAAAAUUGUCAAAUCUGAAAAAAGAAAAAAAUAACCACGAUCAAAUUUCAUCUUCCAUAACAAAAUCAAGUUUGAAUUACAAAUACGAAACGCUUGAGAAGGCAACAGAUUAUUUCAACUCUUCGAGAAAAAUAGGCCAAGGAGGAUCAGGUUCAGUUUUCAAAGGUAUUCUCCCUAACGGAAACGUUGUUGCAGUAAAGAGAUUGGUAUUCAACAAUAGGCAAUGGGUGGAUGAGUUCUUCAAUGAAGUAGAUUUGAUCAGUGGAAUUGAACACAAAAACCUUGUCAAACUAUUAGGUUGUAGCAUUGAAGGACCUGAGAGCUUACUUGUAUAUGAGCACUUACCCAACAAGAGUUUAGAUCAAUUUAUCUUUGAGAAGAGCAGAACUCAAAUUCUAAAUUGGAAGCAGAGGUUUAACAUCAUUUGUGGAACAGCAGAAGGGCUUGCAUAUCUUCAUCAAGGUUCUAUUAAAAGAAUCAUCCAUAGAGAUAUUAAAAGCAGCAAUGUUCUUCUGGAUGAUAAUCUCUCUCCAAAGAUUGCAGAUUUCGGCCUUGCGCGAUGUUUUGCUACUGAUAAAACACAUUUGAGUACUGGAAUUGCUGGAACACUUGGUUACAUGGCUCCGGAGUACCUAAUUCGAGGACAACUUACAGAUAAAGCUGAUGUCUAUAGUUUUGGAGUACUUGUUCUCGAGAUUGUAUGUGGUAGAAGGAAUAAUGUCAUCAGAGAGGACUCUGGAUCACUUCUACAAAAUGUAAGACUUUAA
Molecule: messenger RNA, 1621 nt
Organism: Medicago truncatula (barrel medic)
Lineage: Eukaryota; Viridiplantae; Streptophyta; Magnoliopsida; Fabales; Fabaceae
Product: cysteine-rich receptor-like protein kinase 42
Exons: 5
Coding region: 26-1621 (531 amino acids)
Biological process (GO): protein phosphorylation
Molecular function (GO): ATP binding; protein kinase activity
Source: RefSeq, a predicted model, not a curated record